This is a messenger RNA of Trypanosoma conorhini, 963 nucleotides long. RefSeq lists its product as uncharacterized. The record is from RefSeq and is a predicted model, not a curated record. NCBI's taxonomy places the organism in Eukaryota, Euglenozoa, Kinetoplastea, Trypanosomatida, Trypanosomatidae. Gene Ontology annotation, cellular component: peroxisomal membrane. Gene Ontology annotation, biological process: regulation of peroxisome size; peroxisome fission. The coding region runs from base 1 to 963 and encodes 320 amino acids. The transcript has a single exon.
AUGACAAAGAUGCGGAAUGACGCCCUUCGUGUUUUGGGAAGCAAUCCGUUUGAAAACAUUUCGCCCAAGACGCGUCUGAGGCAGCUACUGCAAACUCAUCAAGGUAGAGAUAAAUUGUUUAAGGUGGUGCAAUACUUUCUUAGGUUAAAACUAUGGAUGGAUUCUGUGAAUUUUAAUCUCAACUAUGUUCCGGGUGCAGAAUUUACUGCUGUCGAACGCAAUUUGAUGACCAUUGUGAAUACCCGAAGGCUGUUUCGUGUGGGGCGCUUUGUUGGAGAAUUUGUUCGAAUGCGUUUGACGCUGAUCAAGUGCGCCGAACUUGUGUACAUUCCGGUCCAGGGCGGACAGUGGCUUGCGUCUUUUAUUCAAUGGCAGAUGCUGUGCGAUAUGUUUGCUCGAGCUCUCAUGUGCGUGAAGUCCUUGUGCGAAGAUGUCGCCUUUCUUACGCAGAAAGGUUUUUUUAACAGCCAAGUCGCGGACCAGCUUAUUAGCGUGGCUGUGCGGUGUACGCUUCCUGUGUUUUUGAUCGACCUCUUCCUAAACACGCUUCGGUUGUUGCAGGGAAUCCUUGAUGCAUCACAGAAGCCGGAGAAAAAGGAGCUCUUACUCUCAAAGGAUUCCUUUUCGCUCUUGUCAAAGUACGACCGCGUGGAUAAGCUGCGGCGAUGCAUGGCCAGGCCCAACCCUCUGGGCAAAGGAAAUGUGGAUGACGCCGAAGAGGAGGAGCUACGAGCGAUAGAGGCGGAACAAGAAAAUGAAAUUAUGGUCAACUCCUAUCAAGAGCUACUCUGGAAGGACUUUGAGUUGCACUGGAUUUUUGUCACCGAGCUCAAGUUGCUUCUUGACCUCUUUGUGGCCUUGUCCAAUUUGAACCAUUGGGAUAGUCUUCGGGGCCUGGUUAGUAUAGGAGGUCUAUGCUCGGGGCUUCUGUCCGUCUACAGAGUCUGGACCUAUGGACGUUGA